Molecule: messenger RNA, 888 nt
Organism: Naegleria gruberi
Lineage: Eukaryota; Heterolobosea; Eutetramitea; Acrasida; Naegleriidae
Exons: 1
Coding region: 1-888 (295 amino acids)
Source: RefSeq, a predicted model, not a curated record
AUGGACGACGAUUUAUUUGAUUGCUUAGUUUCGUCAUGUGUUGUACCAAAUUUGAAAGAAAGAAGAAAUGUUUCCUCUUCAAUCUUAAAGUUUUUAUUUGAGAAUCCAUAUGGAAGAGAUGGCGAUUUCAAAUUUUGUGUUGUGCAAGCAUUGUUUGCAAAGAAGGAUUUUAAAAAACUUAGAGAGCUUUCGGAAUUAUUAUUGGAAAAUGAAGAUGCAGAGCUAAUUCUUUUGGCUGUGAAAGAAAUGAUAUCUGCAUUUUACUAUUUUUAUAACUAUUUUGAAAAUGAUCCAAAUUGUUUGAAGGAAAUGUUGGAAAUCAUUUCAAUUUACAGUAAUUUUUCAGAGAGAAGUUUUACAAUAAUUGAAGUUUUAUCCAUUGUAAAAUUAUUGAACUCUCUUUCGAAAGACAUCAAAUCAUUUAUCAAGAUCUAUGAUCAUUUGUUGACAAUGAAUACUAAGGCAAUCGGGUUGGAGAUGGAAAAUGAGCUUUUUCAAGAUUCAAUUGUUCAAACGGCUAUACAUUUCAAUACAUUCGAAUCUAUACUCCAAAGAAAGAAUUAUAAAGACUCAUUCACGGAAAUGUGUAAGAAUGGAAGUAUUUUUGACAAGAUAUGGAGUAAGGUUAUCAAAUAUGACGAUACAAUUCAAUGCUUUCGUCUAGUUUAUCAACAUGUAGAGGUGGAACAAUUCGAAUCGCGAAUGAAUAAUAUUAGAAAGGUUCUUGGACUGAAAAACUUUCAACUCUAUUUGAAAAACUCUAAUUUACAACAGUUAACACAAACUGUCAUGAAACAAUGUGCUUCAUAUAAGGAAACAAGUCCCAUUAAGCGUAAAAUUAAUUUUAUCAAUAAUUACUUGAAUCAAAUCACAAACCAAUCAAAGUGA